This is a messenger RNA of Quercus lobata, 462 nucleotides long. RefSeq names its product 60S ribosomal protein L23-like. Gene Ontology annotation, cellular component: cytosolic large ribosomal subunit; ribosome. The transcript has a single exon. Gene Ontology annotation, biological process: translation. The coding region runs from base 1 to 462 and encodes 153 amino acids. The record is from RefSeq and is a predicted model, not a curated record. Lineage: Eukaryota; Viridiplantae; Streptophyta; Magnoliopsida; Fagales; Fagaceae. Gene Ontology annotation, molecular function: structural constituent of ribosome; large ribosomal subunit rRNA binding.
AUGUCGAAGCGAGGUAGGGGAGGAUCGGCUGGGAACAAGUUCAGGAUGUCAUUGGGUCUUCCCGUGGCAGCAACUGUGAACUGCGCAGACAACACGGGUGCUAAGAAUCUCUACAUCAUAUCCGUCAAAGGGAUCAAAGGUAGGCUCAAUCGCUUGCCUUCAGCUUGCGUUGGUGACAUGGUCAUAGCCACUGUCAAGAAAGGCAAGCCUGAUUUGCGUAAGAAGGUUCUUCCUGCUGUCAUUGUUCGCCAGCGCAAACCUUGGCGCCGAAAGGACGGUGUUUUCAUGUACUUCGAAGAUAAUGCUGGUGUCAUUGUGAACCCCAAAGGAGAAAUUUGUAAAAUAUUUAACAAUGUAACACUAUUAAGUAGCUCAUUAUUUGUCCAUCUUUGUGGCCUUUCACUGUCUAAUUCCAUGAGCAUUAAUAUUAGUGGUGUGUGGCGGUGGCUGGCUGUGAUGUGA